AUGAUUUCUUUUUUUAACGAAGAUACAAAAGAAGAAGAAAAAUUAUUACAAGAAAUAUUAGAGAGUAAGAAUGAUAAAAUACCAAAUAUAAUAAAAGAAAUAGUGACCUCUAAUUUAUCAAAGCGUAAUACACUGGAAAAAAAAGAGGAAUCGUCAUGUGUAAAAAAUGAAGAGAUAUACUAUGAUAGAGGACAAUUUGAAGAUAUAGAAUGUAAUAAAGAUAAUAUAAAGGAACAUAUAAAGUACUCAAAUAAUAAUAUAUAUAAUAGUAAUAAUUGUAAUAUAGCUUUAAAUUAUAGUAAUGAAGAGUUAUUAAAUCUUAAAGUGGAUACAAAUAUAUUUCCUUUUCAUAUAAAAAAGAAUGGUAAAAUAAAUGCUGAUAUUUUUUUUAUACCUUAUAAUAGUAUAGAUGAUGAAGAUGUAAUAACAGAAUAUACAUAUAGUUAUAAUUAUUAUGAUAUAUAUUCUGAAAAUAUUGAACAAGUUAAUAAAUCUUUUCAUUCAAAUAAAAAAAGGAAAAUAAUGAAAAAUAAAAAUGAUAAUUCAAAUAAUGAAUUUUUCAUAAAGAAAGAAAUAAAUGAAGAUAAUAAUGACAUAGAAAACAAAAAAAAUAUAAAUUCCAAUGAAAUCAAAAACAAAAGAACUAACUUCCAAAAAUUAUUAGUUCAUUUUAGAGGGAGACUAUUUAUUGGAUGUCAUAUAAAUUAUUCAUAUUUUAAAAUAAAAACAUAUUUAGCAAUGAUAAAAGAUCAUGAAGACAUAGAUGAUACACAAAAUAUGCCACUUUUAAAUUAUGUUAAUAAAAACAUACAAACAUAUAAUUUAAUUCAAAAUGCUACAUAUUGGAAACAAGAUGAAUAUCCUGAUUAUACUGAUCAAAAUAUACAAAAACUUUUCUUCUUUCUAAUUCUAACACCUUUAAAUAAUUACAAUGAAGAGAGUGAAUUAAAUAAUGACGUUGUUUUUUGA
Messenger RNA from Plasmodium adleri (nom. inval.), 969 nucleotides. RefSeq names its product ribonuclease H2 subunit C, putative. Bases 1 to 969 code for a protein of 322 amino acids. The record is from RefSeq and is a predicted model, not a curated record. Lineage: Eukaryota; Apicomplexa; Aconoidasida; Haemosporida; Plasmodiidae. Gene Ontology annotation, biological process: RNA catabolic process. The transcript has a single exon. Gene Ontology annotation, cellular component: ribonuclease H2 complex.